This is a messenger RNA of Adineta steineri, 375 nucleotides long. Lineage: Eukaryota; Metazoa; Rotifera; Eurotatoria; Adinetida; Adinetidae. The record is from the annotation of a GenBank genome assembly.
AUGGGAGAUCCAAUUUCUAUUGGGAUGGUUAUGAGUGUCGGUUCUACUGCAAUUAAAGGCAUUGGCGAACUUGUAACCGAAUUUAGUGAAGAAUUUCGUAUUGGACGACUUGUACGAGUUAAUCAUUAUAAACGUAAAUUCGACAAACUGAAGGCACAAUUAAAAGAAUAUAAAGAACGUUUUAUGUUUAUUAUGAGUACCCUUAAUUUUGCAAACACAGCAUUAUCCAAUCGUUAUGGAUACAAACGAUCAAAACGUGAUAACGCCCAUCGAAAUCACCAACUGACACCUUCAAAUAGUUUUAUUAUGAACCCAAAUCAUUAUCAAUAUAGACCUUAUGUAUAUCAACAUAUGUACCGUGGAUCGGUAUCUUAA